Danio rerio (zebrafish) is the source of this 2143-nucleotide messenger RNA. Lineage: Eukaryota; Metazoa; Chordata; Actinopteri; Cypriniformes; Danionidae. The record is from RefSeq and is a predicted model, not a curated record.
GUCUGUCUCCGUGUGCGUCUGACGUCACCGCGCAAAGACCCAAACCCGAGGCUGAAGCUGUAAACAAUAAAACCCAGCCCGUCCAUCAUCCAUGAGCGAAACAUGCGGCUGUCCGUGAUGUCGGUGUUCCCGGUGCUCCCGGUGCUGCUGGGCCUCCUCUGCGCCUCCGGGCCCGCUCGAGGUUACUAUGGAAACCCCCUGAACAAGUACAUCCGGCACUACGAGGGUCUUUCUUACGACACGGAGAUGCUGCACAGCGACCACCAGAGGGCCAAACGCGCAGCCACACACACCGAGCGCACGCUGCAGCUGGAGUUCCACGCGCACGGCAGGCACUUUAACCUGCGCAUGAGGCGGGACACCGGACUGUUUGCAGACGACUUCAAGCUGGAAGUUUCUGGACAGGAGAUGGACUACGACACCUCACACAUCUACAGCGGAGAGAUCUAUGGUGAGCAGGGCACACUCACCCAUGGCUCAGUGCAGGACGGGCGGUUCGAGGGCUUCAUCCUGACCCACAGAGGGACGUUUUACGUGGAGCCGGUGGAGCGAUACCUGCAGGACAAGAACGUGCCCUUCCACUCCGUCAUCUACCACGAGGACGACAUCGAUUAUCCUCAUAAGUACGGGCCGGCGGGCGNGUGUGUGUGUGUGUGUGUGUGUGAGUCCUCUAACGCUGUACCCCCUGCUCAUCUUCCUCCUCUUGAUCUCCUUCUUCAGGACAGCCCCCCGGCGCAGGAUGAAGAUGUGCUGCUGAGGAAGAAGAGGAUGACGCAGGUGGAGAAGAACACCUGUCAGCUCUUCAUCCAGACUGACCACCUGUUCUACAAAUACUACAAGACCAGAGAGGCUGUCAUCGCUCAGAUCUCCAGUCAUGUGAAGGCGAUUGAUGCUAUAUAUCAGGGCACAGACUUCAUGGGCAUCCGCAACAUCAGCUUCAUGGUGAAGAGGAUUCGGAUCAACACCACCAGUGAUGAGCGUGACCGCUCUAACCCGUUCCGCUUCGCUAACAUCGGUGUGGAGAAGUUCCUGGAGCUGAACUCUGAGCAGAACCAUGAUGACUACUGCCUGGCCUACGUCUUCACCGACAGAGACUUCGAUGAUGGAGUGCUGGGGCUGGCCUGGGUCGGAGCUCCCGCAGGGAGCUCUGGGGGUAUCUGUGAGAAGAAUAAGCUGUACUCUGACGGUAAGAAGAAGUCCCUGAACACCGGCAUCAUCACGGUGCAGAACUACGCCUCACACGUGCCGCCCAAAGUCUCGCACAUCACCUUCGCUCACGAGGUCGGACACAACUUCGGCUCUCCGCACGACUCCGGCUCUGAGUGCACCCCCGGCGAGUCCAAGAGUCCGGAUAAGAAGGAGCGCGGGAACUACAUCAUGUACGCUCGCGCCACGUCCGGAGACAAACUCAACAACAACAAGUUCUCCGUCUGCAGCAUCAAGAACAUCAGCCAGGUGCUGGAGAAGAAGCGCGGCAGCUGUUUCGUGGAGUCCGGGCAGCCGAUCUGUGGGAACGGGCUGGUGGAGCCGGGUGAGCAGUGUGACUGUGGAUACAGCGAUCAGUGUAAAGACGACUGCUGCUACGAUGCUAAUCAGCCCGACAACAAGAAGUGCAAACUCAAACCUGGGAAAGUGUGCAGCCCCAGUCAGGGCCCGUGCUGCACGUUCGAGUGCUCCUAUAAGGGUCAUAAUGAGAAGUGUCGUGAGGAGUCUGAGUGUGCUCAUCAGGGUCUGUGCAGCGGCUCCUCGGCCCAGUGCCCCACCUCUGAACCCAAGGCCAACUUCACCGCCUGCCACGGGAACACACAGGUCUGCCUCAACGGGGGCUGCUCCGGCUCCAUCUGUGAGAAGUACGGUCUGGAGGUCUGCACCUGCGCCAGUGUUGAAGGCAAAGACGAGACGGAGCUCUGCCACGUCUGCUGCAUGGAGAAGAGUCAGUACACACACACACACACACACACACACACACACACACACACACACACUUCCGCAUCGCAUGAAGUGGUGCAGCACAGCCAGACCUGCUCACAGUGUAGAGCACACAGAACUCCCGCUCAGAGUGUGUGUGUGUGUGUGUUUACCAGUAAUCACACUACAUCUGUUACACAAUGAGUGUGUGUGUGUCAUGUGACUGAGCUCCUCC